Molecule: messenger RNA, 1070 nt
Organism: Fopius arisanus
Lineage: Eukaryota; Metazoa; Arthropoda; Insecta; Hymenoptera; Braconidae
Gene: PCNA
Product: Proliferating cell nuclear antigen
Exons: 4
Coding region: 135-923 (262 amino acids)
Biological process (GO): leading strand elongation; translesion synthesis; mismatch repair
Cellular component (GO): PCNA complex
Molecular function (GO): DNA binding; DNA polymerase processivity factor activity
Source: RefSeq, a predicted model, not a curated record
ACUUUGGUUGCGUCGUUUGCCGGUUGUUCCCGGUCGUUCCCGGUGGUUCCUCCCCAAUUCCUCGCACCCAAGAUUGCCCCAAGGGAGCCAUUAUUUUUUUCAACGAUCAAUUAUUCACAUUGCAAUAAGUGAUAAUGUUCGAGGCACGUUUGAUACAGAGUUCAAUCCUCAAGAAGGUUUUAGAUGCAGUUAAAGAUCUGCUGAAUGAGGCUACCUUCGAAUGCUCGGAUUCAGGUAUUCAGGUACAAGCCAUGGAUAACGCCCAUGUAUCCCUUGUAGCCUUGAACCUCAGGAGUGAUGGAUUCGAUAAAUACAGAUGUGAUCGUAAUCUAUCAAUGGGCAUGUCAAUUGCAACCAUGUCGAAAAUUUUGAAAUGUGCCGGACCGGAGGAUACCGUUACUUUAAGGGCUGCCGAUAAUCCUGAUACUGUGGCAUUUAUUUUUGAGUCAUCGAACAAAGAAAAGCUCGCCGAAUAUGAGAUGAAGCUCAUUAACAUGGAUCAAGAGCAUCUUGGAAUACCGGAAACAUUUUACUCUUGUGUCGUAAAAAUGUCGUCCCACGAGUUUGCUAGAAUUGUUCGUGAUCUCUCUCAAUUUGGUGAAAAUAUCACGAUAGCGUGCACUAAGGAGGGAGUUAAGUUUACAGCCAUUGGAGACUCUGGAUCAGCCAAUGUUAAGCUGGCACAAACUGCGGAUGCAUCAGAAGAAAAUGACGCUGUGAUAAUCGAGAUGCAGGAGUCAGUGAAACUGUCUUUCUCCUGUCGUUACUUAACUUGCUUUGUAAAAGCAACUCCGCUGUGUUCUCAAGUCCAGCUCUCUAUAUCCAAUGACGUGCCCCUCGUCUGUGAGUACAAAAUCGGCGACAUCGGUCAAAUCAGAUAUUACUUGGCUCCCAAGAUCGAUGACGAGGAUGACAAUGCAUAAAUACACCACAUUGUAAAAUGUGCCUAAAAAUCUUGGACUGUCAUGGAAAAUCAUCGAUUCACACAUCAUUAGAAUGAUUUUUCUCAUUUUCCGAUCGAUGAAAAAUCGUUGAAUAAAUAAACGUGCCUUGAUAUCAGUAAAAAUUCA